Molecule: messenger RNA, 2631 nt
Organism: Octopus bimaculoides (California two-spot octopus)
Lineage: Eukaryota; Metazoa; Mollusca; Cephalopoda; Octopoda; Octopodidae
Product: aspartyl aminopeptidase
Biological process (GO): proteolysis
Molecular function (GO): zinc ion binding; aminopeptidase activity
Source: RefSeq, a predicted model, not a curated record
GUGUAAGUGUAAGAGAAAAUGUGGAUAAUAGAAUAGGCGGAGUAGGCGGACGAAUAUUCAUUGGUUGAUAUUAAGCAAGCGCUCCGUUUGACGGGUUGCAGUCGAACAUUCAGAGUGUGUUUGUAUCUUUGCCGGCGUGUUUCUUUCUCAAAAUGGCUUUUUCACGAGAAACUGUAUUAUCUUCAGCAGAAGAAUUUCUGAAGUUUGUCAAUGCAAGCCCAUCUCCUUACCAUGCUACUGAUGCAUUGAAAACCAUGUUGAAAGAUGCUGGCUUUGAGGAGUUAAGAGAGAGUAACCAUUGGACUCUGGAAAAUUCUAAGAAAUACUUUCUGACUAGAAAUGAAUCCACACUUAUUGCCUUUGCUGUCGGAGCUCAGUAUAAACCUGGGAAUGGAUUCAGCUUGGUUGGCGCCCACGUUGACAGUCCUUGCCUUAAGGUGAAACCAGUGUCCAGAAAGGAAAGACAUGGCUACUUGACAGUUGGUGUGCAAUGCUAUGGUGGUGGUAUUUGGGCAUCUUGGCUUGAUCGGGAUCUUACUGUAGCUGGUCGAGUAAUGAUUGAUAAUGGCAAAGGACUUGAACACCGUCUGGUGAAUGUGAAGAAACCAAUUCUUCGCAUUCCUCAUCUUGCUAUCCAUCUGCAGAGAGACAUUAAUGACAAACUGACUCUUAACAAAGAGGAUCAUUUGAAUCCAAUCCUAGCCACCAAGGUUCAAGCUCAUUUAAAUGAAGAAAACUCAACCAAGUCAUCAAAGUGUGAGAAGCACCAUUCUGUACUUAUGAAGCUACUUUCUCAAGAAUUGCAAGUUGAGCCAAACCAGAUUAUGGACUUUGAACUUUGUCUUGCAGAUACUCAGCCAGCAGUCAUCGGUGGCAUUUGUGAAGAGUUUAUAUUUUCUCCACGUCUGGAUAACUUGGUGAACUCAUUCUGUGCUUGUAAGGCCCUCAUUGCAUCCUGCCAAGAGAACAGCUUAGCAAAAGAAAAAAAUAUUCGUAUGAUUGCACUCUACGAUAAUGAAGAAGUUGGCUCAGACAGUGCACAAGGAGCAGCUUCUUUACUCACAGAGCUGGUCAUGAGAAGAAUCUGUCAGGGAACUGCGUUGGCUUUUGAAGAGGCUAUACCAAAGUCAUAUCAUCUCAGUGCUGAUCAAGCUCAUGCUGUUCAUCCAAACUAUGGUGAGAAACAUGAAGACCUCCACCAUGUCGAAAUGCAUAAGGGUUAUGUGUUGAAGAUCAAUGCUAAUCAAAGAUAUGCCUCCACAGCUAUCACAUGUGCUAUACUGCGCAAAAUUGCAGCUCAGGCCAAUGUACCACUGCAGGAUUUUGUUAUUCGCAACGAUUCUGUUUGUGGUAGCACCAUAGGACCAAUUUUAUCCCAGAAAAUUGGCAUUCCCACUGUUGAUGUCGGUAGCCCCCAGCUAAGCAUGCACUCAAUCAGGGAACAGUGCUGCACAACAAGUAUUGCACAUGGUAUUGCUCUGUUCGAGGCUUUCUUCAAAAAUUACCCUGAAAUAUUUGACAACAUGAAGUUUUAACCAGUUUUAACAAGCAAUGAUGUUUUUGGCUGCUGGAUGUUUGAUUGUAACAAAUAGAAAUGAAAUUAUAUUUUGUAGUCUUUAAGUCCCAGUUCUUUACAUUGUAUUCAAAUCCUGCCAUGGCCUCGAUUUUUACCUUUUCAUCCUUCCAACACUGAUUGAAAAUAAACUAGCUGUUAAGUAUUGUGGCUGAUAAAAACUGACUGAACUCAACCACUGUCGAGUUUCCAGCCUUGUACAUCUCUGUAAGAAAUUAUCAUAAUUUGUCUGGUGAAUGCUGUUGAGUUAGUGCCAUAGCCAAGGUUCUUAAUAUUACCAAACGUGACAUAUGUGUUAACCCAUUUCCUUUAUGACAUAAUGUUGAUUCAGACAAAUGCAACUCUCUUAUUUCUGUAUAUACAUAUAAACAUAUAUGCACCAUAUGUCUAUAGACAGGGACCUUCUGUAUUUGUACAACAUGUAUCUGUUUGAGUAUAUGUUUGUAAAUAUAUCAAGUCAUUCCAUAAGUAAUGUGUGAAUUUUGGGUAAGGAAAAAAAGUGAUGUUAUUUUACAUUUUACUAAAAUUUAAUCCUGUAUAUAAUUCCCAUCAUUAUCAAUGACUUCCUUCCAUCUACUCAUCAGUUUUUUUAAUCUCAUUGGUAAAAAAAGCUCCUUUGGUUUUGCUGAGAAAGAAGAAGAGAAGUCAGUUUCAACCUCUCUGGAUCUUUCAAGUACUAAUCCAUCUAAGUGAGUCUGUAAGCUUUGAAACAAAUGGUAAUCAGAAGGAGCAAGGUCCAAGGAAUAAUUUUUUUAUUUAUGCACCCUUUUAAAGCCUAGCCAGGCUCAUGGGCCCGGUUUCCCGGUUUCUAUGGCAUAUGUGUUGCCCUCCCCCAGCUGGACGGGAUGCCAGUCCAUCGUAGCUUUACCCAAGUAACAGGAAGAAAGAGUGAGAGAAAGUUAGGGCGAAAGAGUACAACAGGGGUCGCCACCACUCCCUGCCGGAGCCUUGUGGAGAUUUAGGUGUUUUCGCUCAAUAAACAUACACAACGCCCGGUCUGGGAAUCGAAACCGCGAUCCUCCGACCGCGAGUCCACUGCUCUAACCACUGGGCCAUUA